GGAGGAGGAGGAGGAUGGGGCACUGCUGAUGCUGAUGCGAGAGCUUACAGCGUCACAGAUAAACAUCGCCCAGGAGUCACAGUCGUAUGAUGAAGCAGGUUGUCGUUAUUUGCCGCACUUUUAAUUCUCAUCACUUCCCCACGUUGGACCUAGAAGCGGAUCUGUCUGUCGAGCUUCGUAUAAAUGAAGAUCGUGGAUAAAUAACUCUGGUCGCUUCUUUCUCGUCGGUGGUGGUCUGGCCUGUCUUCUGAGAUACAGGUGGAUUGGGAAACGACGUCGAAAAUCAUCGAUAAAAGGGAGCCACGAAACGAAAGCCGUUAAGCUUGAAUCAUCACCACAAUGUUGCGUCCGAGCGCAAAUAUGAGUCUGUGGUAGUGUUUGGGAAACGCUGUUUCGCGUGUUAGCCCGCUAUUAAGCUAAUUUGGCUAGCUAGUCAGUCAGCUAGCCCCUGGCCACUGGCACAGGGGAAGAGAGAUGGCCGGAGGAGGAAUUAUUUCAGCUCGUUUGCUUAAAAUCUUUUCAUCGCGAUAAGUUAAGCAGCGACAUGUGUUAAGGUGUCAUUUAGUGGAUUAUGCUUUGUUUUGAGGCUGUAGUCGGCGCACGCAUAUGCGCAUAUACAAAUUAGCUAUGGAUGGAUUAAAAUAAAUGGAUAUGGACAGUGUUGUGAAAUACGACUAUUUAGCGCGUAACGGUGUCGUAUUUUACUUCAUUUCGUUUGAUAUAUGUUGCUUAUUGAUGGACCUUCUUCAAGUAUAAGUGGAAUAUGUUGAUUUUGGAUUAAUACAGACGAGAUUGAACCAGCCUCCAGAGGAAGGGACUGAGUCACUGUGACGAUACACAAAAAUAAUAUUAAGUUCACACUUUACAGUUUACAUCCGUGACAGAGAACGUGGUUAGUAUAACUUGGUAUAUUGUAUUUAAGUAAAUGUGCCAGCAGUUAAAUUUAGAGAAUAUUUUACUUCACCAAUGCCAAUGUUUAUGGAAAAAUGUCCCUACCACUGAAACAAUGGAUGUUGACUGCUGUGAGAUAAAAAUUAAAUUGACAGCUUUAUAAGGAUUACCAGGGAACAUUGCCAGCCUAAAUGGAACCGGCACUCCUGUCUGGCCCUUUGGGGCACACACAGUGGGAGACAGAACAACCAUUUCCUCUGGGAUUUCACUCUCUGGACUCAGACAAUGGGAGUGUGCUCUGUCAAAACAAGAGUGGCCAGACAGGUUUGGACGUCAGAAACAGUGACCAGGAUCAUACAUUCAAAUCAUUAGGUGAAGAAGUCCUUUUCCAAAACAAAGUGCCCCAUUUGGACUCUCUAAUAAAUAUUGCUGAAUUGUCUGGUGGAGAGUUUAAGAGAUCUGGUGAUCUUUUAAGAGAUCACCAAACUAAUUCCCAGGCUUUGCCCGAAAGAACAGAGGCACUGUCUUGCUCAGAAAACGGAGAGCCAUCAGAGGUGGUCAGUGACUCCACCUUGUCGUGGCUGUUUUCCCCAGGCCUGUUUGAAGUGUCUGGGAAAGGCACUACCUUUGACCAAUCAAAUCAGCCUCAGGAGCCCACUGAUGAAAACUCACAUGCUCCUAGUUAUGGGACUAAUGCACAGACUGUGAGUGAGUCCUGCCUAACAGAAAACAUUGACAUUUCUAAAACUUUAGAUUCAGUUUUGUUGGUAGAUUUCUUUUCAGAUGAACAUUUGUCUCCACAUGAAGAGAGCGUCACUGAGGAGGUCACAGGACUCUCUCUCAGCCCGGUAGCUGUGUCACCUGACAUUGGAGACAAAGGUCUAUACCCAGAUCAAGUGACUGAUCUGCCACUAACCAGUACCUCCACAACUCCAAGUUUACCUGAGAACUGCCUUCUGCUCGACCACACAAGCACGCUGGAGGACUGCUUUCAACGAUCCGUGCCUUUGUUGGAUAUCGAGGUUCCCUUUUGUGACAACAGCUUGUGCCCUGCCACUCCUGUUUCUCCUCCACUUUUAUCAAUCGAGCAAACAGGAUCCACUGUAACUGCAAACCAAGGUUACGUGUCAGAACUGGAGCAGCUAGUGGAAAUUUCAACUGAUGAGGCUGACAAUGUUAAGGAUGACACGGGACAGGACAACGCUGACCAAAAUGAAGAAAUGAAAGACACAAAAUUACAAUGUGAAAUCAAAAAUCAGGAUUCAACAAUGGCUUUAGACCUUUGUCCAGCUACUGAGGACGUCCACAAUGAGAAGCACCCUGACACUUUACAAACUGACACUUUGACAACUGAAGCAGCGCCAGAGCCAAAUGAAGAUUCAAACCACCUAGAAACAUCAGACAUAUUGGAUUUUUCAGCUCAGGACUCAUCAGUGGAAGCGGAUUGGACUAACAAGCAGAGUGUGGAGGCACUGUGUCUCUCCAAGAUGGUGGGAGAUGACUCAGUGCCUAUAGUUCCAACUGUCAACACAAGUGAGGAAGACGUCUCCCUUCUGAAAGCUGUGUUCGAUGCUCUGGACCAGGAUGGCGAUGGAUUCGUUCGCAUUGAGGAGUUUAUGGAGUUUGCAGCGGCGUAUGGGGCAGAUCAGGUGAAAGAUUUGACCAAAUUUCUGGAUCCUAGUGGUCUGGGAGUGAUAAGUUUUGAGGACUUCCGUCGUGGGAUAUCAGCAAUUAGCAAUGGAGGCCCUGAGCCACAGUUGUACGGAGUCAACUACAGCCCGGGCGACGGAGCUGUGGGCUGUCCCGAAGAGUACGAUGAGCAAAAUGAGGUGACGGACAGUGCGUACCUGGGCUCAGAGAGCACCUACAGUGAGUGUGAGACGUUCACAGAUGAAGACACAGGGGCGUGUGUGGCUCCGGAGAUGCACGAGGACGUGGAGACGGACAGCGGCAUCGAGGCCACACUGCAUGAUCCAGAGGACAGGAUCAAUCGGUUUUCUCUAAAUGCCGAACUGCACAACCACUCACCCGCCCUGGUCAUCGGAGGAGAGGAGGAGCACUUUGAGGAUUUUGGAGAAAGUAACACAUCAGAACUGCUAGAGACCAGUGUGGCUGAGAUCGAGACAGACGGUGGCCCUCCCCUCACAAAAACAGCAGAUCAGCUCAAUGGCUCCUCCCUGCCGUCUCCCAGUGGACCACCCCCCCUCCCCGACUCCUUUCAGAGCUUUCUCAGGGAGGAGGCUCUGGACUUUUUUUGUAGCCAGUGUCACAAACAAAUCAGUCGUCUCGAGGACCUCUCCACGCGCCUCAAUUUCCUUGAGAUGACUAGUGCUGGCAAGAGGCUGUCCAGCAAAAAAGUGGCAAGACAUCUACUACAGAACAGCUCCAUGACCCUGGACACCGUGAGUGACCUCACGCGGGACAUUUUGGAACUGGCUGACAAUGACAUCACUGACAAGGUGUUGUUGCUUGAGCGGCGGGUGGCCGAGUUAGAAAAGGAGUCAGAGGCCUCAGGAGAGCAGCACACACGGCUGCGACAGGAAAACCUGCAGCUUGUACACCGCGCCAAUGCCUUUGAGGAACAGCUGAAGGAGCAGGAGCUGUAUGCCGACGAGCAGCUGCAGCAAGAGACUCGCAGGCACAAGGAUGCCAUCAGCAAACUGGAGCGAGAAAGGGGGCUGGAGCUCGAGAACCUACAGACCAGGCUUCAACAGUUGGAUGAGGAGAACAGUGAGCUGAGGUCGUGUAUCCCAUGUUUACGAGCCAACAUAGAGAGAUUAGAAGAGGAAAAGAAGAAACUGCAAGAUGAAACGGAGGCCUUGUCAGACCGACUGGAGGAUGAGAUGGAGAACAGGAGGAAAUUGGCUAAUAAACUGAGCCAUGAGCGGCAUAUAAACCAGAAGGAGAAGGAGAGCACACAGGAGCUGAUUGAAGACCUGCGUAAACAACUGGAGCACUUACAAUUGUACAAGUUGGAAAUAGAAACAAAAAGAGGACGUACCCCUGGUGCUGGACUGCAGGAGUACCAGACAAGGACCAGAGAGGCAGAACUGGAGCAGGAAAUCAAACGGCUCAAACAAGACAAUCGCAGCUUAAAGGAGCAGAACGAUGAACUGAAUGGUCAGAUUAUUAACCUAAGUAUCCAGGGAGCCAAGACCCUCAUGUCUGCUUCUUUCUCUGAUUCACUGGCAGCAGAGAUCAGCUCUGUGUCCCGUGCUGAGCUGAUGGAGACAGUCCACAAACAGGAGGAGAUCAACUACAGACUACAGGACUACAUUGACAAAAUCAUUGUAGCAAUUAUGGAGUGCAACCCCUCCAUUUUAGAGGUCAAAUAGACACAAUACUGGAUUGGUAACAUACUGGAGAUACUGUAAAAAAGUUAAACAUAAAUAUAUUUAUAUAAAUCAAAAAUCAUUUGGCCAACCAACCAUUAUUCUGCUCCUUAUGAAGAUUAAGACAAAAUAAACUAUUAAAGUUAAGCUAUCCCAACCUGUGGAUGUGUAUGUUAGCCCUAAACCAAAUUGGGUUCUGUUGACCCCCUUGUGGCUUGAGGAACCCAUCUAUCAUUUAAAGUAGAAAUCCUCCUUUAAAAUAUAGUGUCAAUAUAAAAGUACUAGAAACCCAUUUAAAAGGUGACCAUAAACUAUGUUGAUACAUUCUAUUGGACAGAGUUGAAUUUUGUUUUGAUAUUUUCUUAUGAUGCUCUGGUCCAGAAAUGGCAACGUCUAGAGCUAGUGUUAUGCUUGAUGUUUUGCCUACAAUAUUUCAAAAUGACCCAAGUGAGGGGAUCAAAUGCCCGGAGGGUUUAGUGUGAGUUUGUUUUUAUGGCUUUAAAAAAUAGACUAAUGGGGAAAUGUAAAUGAGACCCAAUUUGUUGUUAAGUUUGCUUCUUAUUUAUUUUCUACAAUGAAACAAGGGUCAUAAUUUAGGUGGGCCUUAACCUUGAUAGAACCACACUUUAAAUGUUCACUGACUGAUGUAAACACUGGAAAAACUACUAUUUCUUCUAAGAUUACUGACAAUAACUGGCACUUUGUAAAUAAACGGUUGUGCUUUAUCACAGGUUAUGUAAGGCCUGCCUGACUAGUGUCCCUUGGUUGAGUGAAAGCGAUAUAGGGAGCAGACUUCUCCAGUUUUUUUUUCCUACACAGAAGUAUUAGAUGAUUUUCUUUUUUUAUGUUUAUUUUUUGACUGAAACAUAAUGGGUGAAGAAAAAUAGUUGUACUUUGCACUAAGUUUUGUUUAUUUUUGUUCAUAUGUACAAUUGUUUAUUGUAAAGGGAUUGGAAAGCUGACCAAUAACCAGAAGCACUCACACCAAGACAUUUCAAAGUUGAUAUAGAGAGGAGCAGCAAUAAAAGUGGACACCUUGGAGAGGAGCUGGACUAAAUCUUUCUAAUUUAAAAAGGAUGGACGUAUGCUUGCCUUGCUGGUACUGUGCAGCACUUUGUUUAUUGCUGUCUGAAACUGACUUUUAAAUGAACUUCUCAAUGGACUUCUAUGGGAGAUUAUCCAAACAGCAUGGCGCUCGGCAUUGGAUCUCUGGCCACUCCACAGGAAAUGGGUCGGAUGUAAAUGACUUGUAAAGUUUUUCUACUCUCAUUCUAGAUUCUAGGUAUUUUUAUAGUGGGAAGAAAUUUGCUGCUUUUCCGUGUGGGGACAGCCACUUGUACCUUCUCCAGCAUGUAGCGUGUACAGUCAAUGUCGGAAGUCUGUCAAAUCACAGAUGUUUAUUCACUACAAGUUUAUGUGAUGUAUUCUGCUGAAAAUUUGUAUAUUGGUAUUUUUGGAAUUGUUAAGGACAAAGAAGGUGAUAGUCCAUUUGUAAAAAAUAUCCCAUGUGAAGAAUUUAUUAAAUCAUAGAAUAAUUUAAAUUAUAUUGUGUUAAGGAUGUGCAGAGGCAUGAAUGUGGCGAGCUUGCUUUUUCAUUAAGGUCAAUAUUUCCUCUUGCUAAAUGCUUAUGUGGUCAUGACCUCAUGUAGACUGGGCAGAUAAGUCUGCAGGUUGUACUGAAUCAUGCACGGCACAAACAUUUGAAUUAAGAAAUUUACUAUAUUUUAAGAGAAAGUAUUGUCAUAUAAUUUAUAAAUGAACCGGUAGUUGGCAUGUUGAUAAUCUUCCAUUCUUAUUUGUUAGCUUUGUGAAUAUGGGUUUGCAAAAUCUAAUUUUAUGCUCAACAUGUGUUGGUAAUGAACAAGGCUCCCACAAUGCAGUAAAGUUGCCCUGCUAAUUCUAACUGUUAGCUGUAGUUCUGAAACUAAUGGCCACUGAAACAGCUGAGACCAUAGUUGAAAACAUUCCUUUUUAGCAGAGCUGAAGGCGAUUGCACUUUAACCAGAUUAAUUUACUCCUUUAAACAUGUUUUCAAAUUGACCAAAGAUGGAUGUUUGAAUAUAAACUGACCAUGUUCUGUAUCAGGGUCUGCAGUUUUGGUUGUAUCACCGGUGCCAGUAAAACUAUGAGCUCAUCCGGGAGAGAACAAACUGGCCUGCUCUAGUCCAACACUGUGCCUCUGACUCUUGCUUCGAUACAAAGCCUGUGAUGAGCCUUUGGGAAAGCACUGACCAUGUGACUUGUGGCAGUUUGUUGUAAUAAUAUUGAAAUCAAACCUGUAAAUAUCAAAUGUCCUUUUGUGUAUUCUUUUUCUUUUCACUCUCACUUCCAGUGUCCAAAGAACGUUUGCUCAAGGCACAAACAUCACUACUGUAGUAGUGCAUGGCUUGCCAUUGUGUGACAUGGGAGAAAUAAAAGAAAAUAUUGUAGAAAAGAGAAAUUUAAGAAUUAAAAAUGUAUUCUUAUUUUCAAUAGUAAUGUAUAAAUUAUAUCAGUAUUGGUUACACAGGUGUAUAAUAUUUUCGAGGAUUACAAAAUCAUCCUCAUUGUUAAUGGGAAAAUAUACUGUAAUUGCGUUGUUGUACAAUGAUAAAGAUUUUACAGUAAGCAGUGGAAGUAAGACUAGAAAACAAAUAAAGAAGUUAAACUAA
Messenger RNA from Periophthalmus magnuspinnatus, 6874 nucleotides. RefSeq names its product RAB11 family interacting protein 3 (class II) (gene rab11fip3). Bases 1083 to 4226 code for a protein of 1047 amino acids. The record is from RefSeq and is a predicted model, not a curated record. Gene Ontology annotation, cellular component: recycling endosome membrane; cleavage furrow; endocytic vesicle. NCBI's taxonomy places the organism in Eukaryota, Metazoa, Chordata, Actinopteri, Gobiiformes, Gobiidae. The transcript has 14 exons. Gene Ontology annotation, molecular function: calcium ion binding. Gene Ontology annotation, biological process: endocytic recycling; regulation of cytokinesis.